Molecule: messenger RNA, 1590 nt
Organism: Anopheles nili
Lineage: Eukaryota; Metazoa; Arthropoda; Insecta; Diptera; Culicidae
Gene: BI-1
Product: bax inhibitor 1
Exons: 3
Coding region: 179-904 (241 amino acids)
Biological process (GO): negative regulation of apoptotic signaling pathway; cellular response to unfolded protein; negative regulation of RNA splicing
Cellular component (GO): mitochondrial membrane
Molecular function (GO): enzyme binding
Source: RefSeq, a predicted model, not a curated record
CGUAAUUUCUCAUACUCCGCUUUCGUUCAGUGAAUUGGAAAUAUUCUACCAUAAAUAAAAUCCGUACGGGUUGCUGACAGCAAACAUACCAGUCUUUGCAUCAUCCAAGUGCUCUCAGAUACUCAAUCUGUAGUAAAAAUUCUGGUGUUUGUUCUUUCGUUCAGUUAUUUUUCCAGUCAUGGCCACGUCAUUUAGUAACUUUUCUUUCGAACGUUUAUCGCGACAAAUGGGUGCAAAACUAGAUCCGGGUAUGCGCCAGCAUUUGUCGAAGGUGUACGCAUCAUUGGCAGCAACCUGCGUUGCAGCCACAGGCGGUUCGCUCGUCCAUCUGUCCGGUAUCUGGGAGGCGGGAUUGCUAAGUGCGUUCAUCUCCAUCGGUCUUGUCCUCGGGUUGAUCUUCAACCCUGACAAUGGAAAGAAUCUCGUGCAACGUUUCAGUAUGCUGAUGGGCAUUGGUGCUUUUACGGGUCACUCUUUGGGAUUGUUGCUCGAACAGGUCAUCUACCUGAAUCCGGCCAUCGUGGUGACGGCGCUUGUCGGAACGGCGACGAUCUUCAGCUGCUUGACGGCAUCGGCCUUCUUUGCCAAUCGCGGAAAGUAUCUGUACCUCGGUGGCCUGCUGAUGAGUGCUAUUAGCACGAUGGCUCUACUCAAUCUGGGCAAUCUUUUCUUCCGCUCCUACAUCGUGCAAGACAUCUCGCUCUACCUUGGAUUGAUCGUGAUGGCUGGUUUUGUGCUGUUCGAUACGCAGAUGAUCAUGGAGAAGUAUCACAUGGGCAACAACGAUUUCAUCGGACACUCGCUUGAUCUAUUCUACGACGUGAUCAGCAUUUUCCGUCGCCUACUGGUUAUUCUGGCCCAGCGUGAGGAAAACAACGAUCGCCGGAAGCGAAAAAAUAACUAAAUAUUGAUCGCCGAAUAAGGAUGAAGAUUUUCCAAAGCCUACUUCUCGGUUUAAUAUUCAGGCCAGUUUUUUCUUCUUUCGCCAAACCAAUUGCGUGUAACUAGUGGUACUGGCAAUUUUAGCUGUCUAUCGUAGUUUCAUCAUUCGUAACGUUAGAGUUGAAACUAUCAGGGUACGAGGGCUAUCCGUGUUAAAUUUUACUUUCUAUUCUGUCAUUUCGGGAGUAUUUGAAGAUUGAGCAAUUGAUGUAGAUAUAAAAGCGCAAUCACAAGUUGCGUGUACUCAUUGAAUUUCUUUCAUUCAUUUACAUUUACAUGCUAAAUAAUGGUGGCAGUGGAAUGUGUUAUUUUCUUUUCGUUAAAAUUGCCCCGAUAUGUAAUGCGUUAGCACGCAGGAUGCUCAUAAUCAUCACAUAGUUCGUUCAUCGUGAUACGCUUGUAUAGCACACGUGGACAUCUUUUGCGCCUAAUAUAGCGUUUCCGAGUGUUCGACGUACUUGGACACUUCCCAAAUACGAUGUCAAUCAAACAAAGGUAACGUGUUCAGUGCGCGUGUCCUGUUUGUUUUUUGCUCUGGGCAACUAUACUGGUGAGAAAUUCAUCAAGAUCCACCGGUAUUGAAUCAUAGACGUAAGUUCAUGUUGUUCAAUGGAAUCCGUUAAUGGAUUAAUAAAAUAUUUUAUUACU